Arachis stenosperma is the source of this 989-nucleotide messenger RNA. RefSeq names its product protein PAL OF QUIRKY-like. Lineage: Eukaryota; Viridiplantae; Streptophyta; Magnoliopsida; Fabales; Fabaceae. The coding region runs from base 140 to 736 and encodes 198 amino acids. The record is from RefSeq and is a predicted model, not a curated record. Gene Ontology annotation, molecular function: protein binding. The transcript has 2 exons.
GCCUCCAACCCUCUAAAGCCAGAGGAACACAAAAACUUCCUUCUCUUCCUCUCUUCUCUUCUAAAAAGGUUCUUCUCAGUUUUCUGUUUCUAGAAUCUUCUAAGCUUCUUCUGUUUCCCAACUAACUGAGUAGCAAGCCAUGGAAACGAGUCCCGGCCGUACGAUUAAGCUCCUCUGCAGCUACGGCGGCAAGAUCCUCCCACGCGCUACCGACGGCGAGCUCCGUUACAUCGGUGGCCACACCAGAGUCCUCACCGUGGACCGUUCCAUUUGCUUCUCAGACUUGUUGGUAAAGCUAGGAGAGUUGUGCGGUUCGUCUGUGACGUUACGGUGUCAAUUGCCGAACGGAGACUUAGAAACCUUGAUCUCCGUCACCAACGACGAAGAUCUGACGCACAUAAUUGAAGAAUAUGACCGCGCUUCGUCGAAACUACCUCAUCCGUUGAAGAUCAGAGCCGUGCUGUUUCCGCCAAAAUCGUCGAGGAAGGUUUCUCCGGCGACGUCGUCUCCGUCGUUGUCUUCCUCUGCUUCAUCCAGCGCCAGCCACUCGCCAGCAAGAUCUCCGUACACAUCCGCGGAAUCGCUGCCGCAUGCGGCGGCGUAUCGCGUCGUCCGCCAAAGCCGUCCUGUCCCGAUCCGUAACGGAUCGGCGAAAGCGUGUUGCUACAACGGCCAGCUAGAAGGAAGCCCUAGGUUUCUUUAUUACGGACCUCGCUUCAGUAAUUAUUGCCAUUGAAGCGGAAUCUUUAGAGUUAUGCACAGUAAAUACAAGGAUUAAGGAACAAAAUCCAAAUACGAACCUGAUUCUUCCAUAUAUAUGACGAUGAUGAUGAAAAAUACCAAAGGACUCGAGAAAAAUUAGGGGAAAAAUGAAUGAAAAGAGGAAAAUAUAGAGAGAUGAGUUAAGAAGAAUUUUAUUUAGUUUGAAGUUUGAUAAAAUUUUGGAUCUGGUUGAGGUUCUAAUUUUUAAAACGAGCUUCAGUUCUUUU